Messenger RNA from Nelumbo nucifera (sacred lotus), 1416 nucleotides. Its product is annotated as Translin family protein. The record is from RefSeq and is a predicted model, not a curated record. Lineage: Eukaryota; Viridiplantae; Streptophyta; Magnoliopsida; Proteales; Nelumbonaceae. Gene Ontology annotation, molecular function: sequence-specific DNA binding.
UUUAUUUACGAGGAAGAGAGCAAAAAUGUGAAACACAGACAAAUGUUCUACUCUCUCGCCUUUCAAAGGUUCUCUCUCAUGGCGCCCAAACCCCGUCGCCUCCAUCCCCUUGCAGAGGCAUCGUUACUAAACUCCGCCAAGAAGCCCAGGAAAAUGUCGACGAGCUCUGCCAUGAAGGAAGGUUUCGUGAAGUAUGCGCAAUAUCUCAAUGAAUUUAAUGACAAGAGGGAGAGAGUGGUGAAAGCAAGUCGUGACAUCACCAUUAACAGUAAAAAAGUUAUUUUUCAGGUGCACAGGAUCAGUAAAGAUAAUAAAGAAGAAGUUCUGGAAAAGGCAGAAAAGGAUCUAGCUGCUGUUACUGAUCAAUAUAUGUCCCGGCUAGUAAAAGAAUUGCAAGGAACUGAUUUUUGGAAGCUCAGACGAGCAUACUCUCCUGGGGUACAGGAAUAUGUUGAAGCUGCAACUCUUUGUAAAUUCUGCAAGACUGGGAAACUCUUGAAUCUUGCUGAGAUAAAUGCUAAUUUGCUACCACUGAGUGAUCCAUCUCAAGAGCCCUUGCAGAUUAAUGUCCUUGACUAUCUGUUGGGGCUUGCUGAUUUGACAGGAGAGCUGAUGAGACUAGCCAUUGGUCGAAUAUCAGACGGUGAACUUGAUUAUGCAGAGAAGAUAUGCUCAUUUGUUCGUGAGAUCUACAGGGAGCUAACUCUGCUUGUCCCGAAUAUGGAUGACAAUGCUGAGAUGAAGAAGAAAAUGGAGACUAUGCUUCAAAGUGUAGUGAAGAUAGAAAAUGCCUGCUUUAGUGUUCAUGUGAGAGGAUCAGAAUAUGUUCCUUUACUAGGAUCCAGUGAUCCAGGUUACUCUUUCUUGGGUGUGCCAGACGUUGAACUUUGAACUUUGACUCAUGCGGAAACAUCAUGAUAGAAGGGUUAUUUGUUAAGCAAUAGGUGAUAUUCUUGUUCUUUGCCAGAAAAAAAUGGAGAUUUAAUCUAAUAGCAAACAGAAGGAAAGAUGGUAGUAGGUUUCAAGCAUAUGACAAUAUCCACAGAGGUUGGCUUUGGGUGGCGGGAUGCAGCAGGAAUGGAAGAUGCAUUUCUCUAUUAACGUAUUAUUCAUUCAUUUACUAGUUAGCAUCGUCUGGACAUUUUCCAACUUUGGCGGAAAAAGGUUUGCAUUUGGAUCUUCCUGUUUGUAGUGUAAAUUUCAGAUGCACUUGCACAAAUGCAUGGGAGUGCAAAUUUUGGUUCCCAUUUGGUUGACUUAGCUUUAUUUAUUUGAGAGUUGUUAAGCCGGAAGUAAAUGAUGUGGCCCCCAUCGUAUAUGUGAGAGAAUGAAGAAUGAAAGAUGGGAAGGGAUCACUUUUUAGGAUAUAAAAUUUGCACCUCUGCAAAUACUUGCGAAAGAGCAAAAUUUACCUCA